Molecule: messenger RNA, 909 nt
Organism: Oncorhynchus nerka (sockeye salmon)
Lineage: Eukaryota; Metazoa; Chordata; Actinopteri; Salmoniformes; Salmonidae
Exons: 3
Coding region: 1-909 (302 amino acids)
Source: RefSeq, a predicted model, not a curated record
AUGUGUAGGGAUGAGAAGGAGACUCCGCCCAAGGUGGGGUAUGUGUACACUACCACGGGUGAGGAGGAGACUCCGCCCAAGGAGACUCCGCCCAAGGCGGGGUAUGUAUACACUACCACGGGUGAGGAGGAGACUUCGCCCAAGGUGGGGUAUGUGUACACUACCACGGGUGAGGAGGAGACUCCGCCCAAGGUGGGGUAUGUAUACACUACCACGGGUGAGGAGGAGACUCCGCCCAAGGUGGGGUAUGUGUACACUACCACGGGUGAGGAGGAGACUCCGCCCAAGGAGACUCCGCCCAAGGUGGGGUAUGUGUACACUACCACGGGUGAGGAGGAGACUCCGCCCAAGGUGGGGUAUGUGUACACUACCACGGGUGAGGAGGAGACUCCGCCCAAGGUGGGGUAUGUGUACACUACCACGGGUGAGGAGGAGACUCCGCCCAAGGUGGGAUAUGUAUACACUACCACGGGUGAGGAGGAGACUCCGCCCAAGGUGGGGUAUGUAUACACUACCACGGGUGAGGAGGAGACUCCGCCCAAGGUGGGGUAUGUAUACACUACCACGGGUGAGGAGGAGACUCCGCCCAAGGUGGGAUAUGUAUACACUACCACGGGUGAGGAGGAGACUCCGCCCAAGGUGGGGUAUGUAUACACUACCACGGGUGAGGAGGAGACUCCGCCCAAGGUGGGGUAUGUAUACACUACCACGGGUGAGGAGGAGACUCCGCCCAAGGUGGGGUAUGUGUAUACUACCAAGGGUGAGGAGGAGACUCCGCCCAAGGUGGGGUAUGUAAAUACUACCAUGGGUGAGGAGGAGACUACGGCCAAGGUGGGGUAUGUGUAUACUACCACGGGUGAAACCAUGUCUUUGUCUAAUGCAGCUGUAUUGACCCUCUGGGCAGAAUAA